Molecule: messenger RNA, 3508 nt
Organism: Bactrocera oleae (olive fruit fly)
Lineage: Eukaryota; Metazoa; Arthropoda; Insecta; Diptera; Tephritidae
Source: RefSeq, a predicted model, not a curated record
UUUCGUGGAGCAAAUACCAACAAAUACCGCUUUCAUGCAUUAAAGAUUGCUUCGUAUGUAAGCUUAUAAUUACGUUUUCUAGCAUAUUUUUAAAAAGAUUCACACUAUCUACAGACAUAUACCGAAGCGUUUUUUAAGCUUAAUUUAGUCUCACAUCACUGGAAAAAAUUCCCUUGUAGAACUUAAAAUGAAACUAUGUCAUCAUUGCCUUUGAAACAGCACCACAAAUACAUAGUAAUAUGGUUUCGACGGUGAGUCAUAAAGCAUUUGUAUUGUAGAAGACUUGCUCUAUUUUAGGAAACUCACUUUGUUUAAAGACUCGAUGUUAAAUUUAGUUUUUUUUUUUAUUGUAUAAAGCUACAGACUUUGGUACUCCAUAUUUCGAGGAUUUGCAUAUUUCAAGGUUCGAGACUCUAAUUUUAGCACAGAGAUGUCACGAUUAACUGUUUGGGUCUUUUGCAAUUGAAUACGCAGCGGUAACACUAUUUGCUCACUGAUUGUAUUCCAAAAUUUACAAUAAGGCAGAAUUUUGUUUUGAAAAAAUAUAUUGUUUUGAUCUUAUGCUAAGCUGAUAUUAGAAACGUCGUCCAUAUUUAAUCAGUGAUCUUUUUGUUAACAGAUUCUCUUACAUUGGUUAUAAUACAUAUAUUUGAACGGUUUUGUAACUUCUUCAAGAGCUAGUACAAGUAUUUAGGCAUUAGGCAGGCUAGGACCGCAGAAUGUUGAAAUUGAGCCACAAUGUUAUGAAGUUGUAACUCAAUUGCUCUAUUUUGAGCCUCAACAUAUAAAUCUCCAGAGUGUGAUUGAAAUUAUCUCCGUCUCGGCAUUUGUUACACAAUUUGAGAGCAUACGAGUAUGUUAUAAAGGAGUAUGUUGUUGUUGCGCAUGCGCUAAAUAGUGUACGCCACCAGUGCCUGAGUGAUAUGUUGCAGGUGCAACUUUUGAGCAACCAUAGCCUUAAACGAGUAUGUAUUAUGUUAAUAAAUAUUUUGCACAUAACACAGCAUGUAACUGUAUUUGAGCGUAUACACUGAAGCGCCGAGAGUCACACACCGCAAAACAUUGUAAAUAAUAUAAAGAAUGAAGUACUUGCGCGAUCAGUAGUCAGUCGAAUGUAUAACGAGAAUGUCGCCGUUAGCAAACAGUUUGUACUCUAAGCGUGCGCUUUGCUACAUAAUGCUUGGCUGGACGUUGCUUGUAGCAGCCGUGAGUGCACAGGGUCAACGUGAUGAGUUCAUCAUACGCGUCGCCGAACUACCCAACGACUUGCCCAAUGAAUCGGAUAGUGCUGCAAGUGUGGGCGGUGGGUUCAAUUUAAAUUUUGACGAUUUCUCAACCAAUGUCGCGACGGGUUUGGGUGGUUUGACGAUUGGCGAUGCGGCGGCGCAGCAACAGCUGCAGGCGCCCGAUGCGGUAGUGGAGGGUCUGAACUUGCUGCAGCGCAACAAUUUGGUGGCAGCUGCGGGAAAUGCGCAGGCGCCUGGACCACAACAACGCAUACGUCAGAAUUUAAAUAGCGGUUUGCGGCGACGUUGAGUCGACUGUGCAAACAAUAGCAAACUUAUCGUACUAUGAAUUAUAAAAUCAAUUAUUAUUAAUGCAGCAACUAUGCGAAUAACAUAAUUAUUACUUGCCUUUAGAAUAUUGAGGUGACUAUGCGCGCCAACUCAAUGCAAACUUAUUUUUUUAUAUACAACAGCUGAACUAAAGAGCGGCGAACAAUUGUGAUUCAAUUAAAAUUGAUUUUUUGUACCUAAGUGCGGUUAAUUAAUUGUAUAUUAUCACAGGUGAAUGCCGUUUGGUGCGAAUAAUUUACUUGAAAGUGUGAUUGUUUCAAUUAUUGCGCCAAUUUCAUAGCAAAAUCCAUAAUUGUGAUGUUGCCAUGAAGGCUUGAGUUUUUAUUUUAAUAAAAUAAAUACUUUAAUUGGCGUUUUCUACUUUUAUAAUCGCACAUAAUUAUUGACUUAGGAAACCACAGUACUUCUGUUUGCACUGAAAAAAAUACGCAUACAUUUGGAAAUAUAUAUUAGAGAUGCAAUUGCCGGAUACCGAUAACUAAUGUCAGGAUUGCUGAUUGCUGCGUUAUUAUAAUAUAAAAAUGUAUAACUAUUGUAAUUGUAAUAUAUAUACAUAUACUAAGUAGGGUGUUAGUGGAAAAUAUAGUAUAAAAUAUAUAAUCAUAUUUGUCAAAUAAUUUUAUUCUCAUCAUAAACAAUUAUUUCACAUUUCGUUUUUCUAAAAAAAAAUUAGUCAAUCCUAAAAAUAGCGAAAUAUCUCAAACUGAGUUGACUGUAGUUGACUUAAAUAAGUUAAGACAGAUGAUACUUUACAAAUGUAAACUAUUUGACUCUAAAAACUAUUUUCUUAUAGUUUGUAAAACUUACUUCAAGGAAGUCCUUAUUGAAGCAAAAAUACUUCGAAAUCAAAAUGAUACAGAUGUUGCUAGUUAAGCUCAAUCCAUUUUCUGGGAUGUCAUAAUAAGGAAACUACGGGAAAACAUUUUCUAUUGCGCGCAAAUGUGAUUUUGAUUUUCCAAAUUGAUGUUAAAUUAGAAAUAUUGUAACUUCGGUACUUGCAAAUGUCAAAAAGUUGUCAAUUUCAAUAGUUAUAACAUUUCACACGAAGUGGAUUGACAAUCAUAUAUUCAACUUUUUCACCAGAUUGCCAAUUUGGCUCGCUUUCAUAGAUUUCACUACGACUGUCUUUAAAUUUAAUUUUUAGUAAAUCUCUCUCUCAAAACUGGUAUGAUCCACGAACACAAAAAAAUUAUUUUAUAUUCAAUCUGUUCUUUUAAUUUUUUUGUAACUUUUUCAUAUGUUAACAACCUGUUUACUUCAAAUAAACUGAAAAAUUAACUCAGAUGGUAAGGAAUCUAGCUGCCAGAUAUUCAUUACAUCUUUAGUACGAAUAGAUGCAUUUAUUUUUGUACAAAAUAAAAAUAAAAAAACUCAAACAUUUGGAUAUUUCAAUUUUUCACAUAAAAUUUUGAGGAAAUGUGUGUGAAAGGUUUUAAUACAAUAGUUGUAGAUCUUUUCAUUACCAACAAAAUUGCCAUAUAACUUGUUCCUAUAGGACCCGACUUUGCCGGAAAUCACGAUAAACCAUUUUUAACCCUUAAAAAUUUCACCACGCCCCUUCCUGUCCUCUUCUCGACCACAGAUUGCAUGUAAAUUAUUUUAUAUAUUAGUUUUGUUAUUUUAUCUCUCGUUUCCCAUGGGUUAAUUUUAACAUGGUUUUUUUGCUUUCAAAAAUUAUCUACCUUGGUCUAAUUUGUUUGAUACCACUAUAUAAGUAUUUUGUACGACAAUAAGAUAUAUUUCUAUAAUUUAAACAAUUUAUUUCUUUAAAACAGUUUGUAUUGUAUAAAAAAUCUAGACAAACAGUAUAUUCUAAGAUGAAAAUCAAAUAAAAUUCCCGAAUUAUCCUUGUCUGGGAAACGAAUAGAAAACAAGGCAUGUGUUUACAAAUUAUCAUUUAGUAGCCCCGAACUAUCAGCUGAUCAAAGUUG